AUGGCGCCCCCUUUCAAAGCCGAACAUUUGGGCUCGCUUCUGAGACCGCAGAAGCUGCUCGACGUCCGCGAAGCCAUCCGAGAGAAGGGUGUCGCCCCCGAAGAUGCCGGUCUUGAUGCCGCGGAAAAAGAAGCUGUCAGCGCUGUAAUUCAGAUGCAACGUGAUCUUGGCUUGAAGGCUGUCACCGAUGGCGAAUACACACGAACUCGUUUCUGGGGAUUGUUCUGGGAUGAAAUUGAGGGUACGACUGCUCUUCAGGAGGCAUCUGCAGACAUGUUCCGUUUGUAUCACCCUGAUGUUGUAUCGCUCAUCGAGAAAGAUCGCCAUGUCAUGCCUGGCGACAGUGUUAUUGCCGGUGGAAAGCUGAGCCAUAACCCUGAAAAGAGUAAGAGUAACUUGCAUGAGUUGCAGCUCGCCCAGCAGUUUGUUCCCAAGGAGGAAUGGGGAAACAUCAAGAUGACCAUGAUUACCCCGGCUUGGUUCCACAUGCGUUACAAGCAAGGCAAGGCUUACACACCAGAGGCCUACGCCAACGAUGCCGAAUAUUUCAAGGAUGUCGCCAAGGUGUAUCAAGCAGAGCUUGAUUUGCUAUACAAGAAUGGCCUUCGUAACGUCCAGUUUGACGACCCGGGCCUUGCUUACUUCUGCUCGCAGAAGUUUCGCCAAGGCUGGGCUGAUGAUAAGGAUAACAUCGGAACUGUCGACGAACUGCUAGAUGCAUACAUCGCCCUAUACAAUGACAGCAUCUCCAAACUCCCGGCCGACUUCCACACAGGCGUUCAUUUAUGCCGAGGAAACUUCAUCGGGGGCAGGUUCUUUGCCGAGGGGGCUUACGACAUCAUCGCGCAAAAGUUAUUCCAGAAUCUUGACGUCAACACGUUUUAUCUCGAGUAUGACACAGAGCGUGCGGGUGGUUUUGAGCCUCUAAAGUAUCUCCCCAAGAACAAGAACGUCGUUGUUGGCGUUAUCAGCACCAAGCUCCGUCAACUCGAGGACAAGGAGGAAAUGAAAGCCCGCAUAUACAAGGCUGCUGAGUUCGUUGCUGAGGGCAGCGGCCAGACCAAGGAGGAGGCGCUGAAGCGCAUCAGUGUUAGCCCGCAGUGUGGUUUCAGCACCCACGAGAGCGGUUACCCUUUGAGUGAGGAUGACGAGAAGAAGAAGCUGUCGCUCGUGAGGCAGAUUGCCGACGAGAUCUGGGGUGAGCCUUAA
Molecule: messenger RNA, 1209 nt
Organism: Phaeoacremonium minimum UCRPA7
Lineage: Eukaryota; Fungi; Ascomycota; Sordariomycetes; Togniniales; Togniniaceae
Product: putative 5-methyltetrahydropteroyltriglutamate-homocysteine methyltransferase protein
Exons: 4
Coding region: 1-1209 (402 amino acids)
Molecular function (GO): zinc ion binding; 5-methyltetrahydropteroyltriglutamate-homocysteine S-methyltransferase activity
Source: RefSeq, a predicted model, not a curated record